AUGGCAGCAGCAGCUGGGGAGGAGGAAGAAGAGGAAGGGGAGGAAAGGGGAGAGGCGCGGGGUGCAGGUGGGGUAUUGAAGGGAGGGAAUGCAGCAGGACGCAAGGAAAAAAGCAAGGAGAGUGGGAGAGCUGAUGGGAGGGCGGAAGGGAGGGCGGAAGGGAUGGCUCAGGGGAAAGGCGGGAGGGGUGUUGAAGGCGCUGCUGCGAGUGGGAGUGGCUUGGAGGCUGUCUUAGGCAAGAGGAAGAAGGCACAGGGGCUUAAGAAUGGGCAGGAGCAAGGGCAGGGCGGGGAAGAGGGCGAGGGAGAGGACGAGGGAGAGGAAGAAGCAGCAGGUGGUGCAAUGAAUGGGUUUAAGAAAUCCCCUUUCAAAUCCGUUGCUGGUGACAGGGGUGCUGAUGGGGGGCUUGCUGUGAGGGAAGGGAAUAAACGAGUGACACGCGCAUCUGCUGCUGCUGCUGCUGCUGCUGCUGCUGCUGCUGCUACAGCUGACGGUGAUGAUGCAGGUGGUGCGAGGAGGAAAGGUGCGAGGGCUGGGAGUGGGGAGAGGGGCAGGGGUGCGGGGAUGGGAGGGGAGGGUGUGGAGGGUGUGGAGGUGGAGAGGGAGGGAGCAGAGGGGGGAGUGGCUGACCUGUUUGAAAUGGAAGAUAUAUCUGAGGCGGAGGAGGUGGAGGUGGAGGAGGAGGAAGAGGAAGAGGAAGAGGAACUGGAGAUGCGGGAAGAGGAGACUGGGGAGGAGGAGGGCGAGGAGGAGGAGCCUUUAACGCAGGAGGAAGAGACUGGGGAGGAGGAGGAAGAGGAGGAGAGACGAGAAUUGCAAGAGGAAGGGACUGAGGAUGAUGGUGAAGAGGAGACAGAAGAGGAGGAGCAGGAGGAAGAAGAGGCAACAGAGGAAGAGGGAGAAGAGGAAAGAGAGGAAGAGCAAGGAGAGAUGGAGGAAGGGGAAGUUGGGGGAGAGGAAGAGGAGGAGGAGGCAGACGAAUCGGAAGAGGAGGACGAGGAGGGGGAAAUGACAAUGGAUCGCAGUCGUGGUGUCAACGCUAGGGGGAUGGGGGUAGGGAGGGGGAGAGGGAGAAGAAGAGCAGAGGAGGAGGAGGGGGAGGAUGAGGAAGAGAGGGAGGAGAGGGAAGAAGGGGAGGAGGCUGAGGGGGAAGAGGAGGAGAAAGAAGAGGGGGAGGAAGAGGAGGAGGAAGAGGAGGAAGAGGUGGAAGAGGUGGAAGAGGUGGAAGAGGUGGAAGAGGUGGAAGAGGAGGAAGAAGAGGAUGAGGUGCAGGAGGUGCAGGUACGGAAGGGCUUGGGUGGGCGCAAGGACGCAGACGGGACAACAGGAGGAGCAGAUAGAGGUGGUGCGAAGUGGAGAGGCAGGCAGGAGAAGGCGCAUGCCACUGUUGGAUAUGGGAGAGGUGGUGCUGCUGGCUCACAUGGGAACAGUGGAGCUGCUGCUGCUGCUGCUGCUGCUGCUGCUGCUGGUGGAAACGGGAGUGGUCGUGCUGCUGGGAAGGAUGUGCGAGGGAAGGGAGGGGUUGAGAGGAAGGAGUUGGGACGAGGUGGCAGGGAGGAAGGGGGGGAUAGGACGAGUAAGGGACUGCGGGAGAUGUUGGAGCAGCGAGCACGGAAGGGAGGGGAGAAGGAGAUGGGAGAUGAUGUGGUGAAAAGGAGUGAGAAUGGUGAGAAGGGCAUUUCUGAUCAUGCUGCUCGUGUUGAGCGUGCUGCUACUCCUUUGCACGGGAAGGGGGGAGAGGAAGGAGAGCAGGAGCAGGGGGGGAUGCGGAGCGGGGGCAGUGUGAAAGGCAAGGGUAAAGCACAAGGAAGGGUGGCAUUUGAUGCGAGGGAUGAGAGGGCGGAGGGGCCUGAGAUAGGGGUGAAUGGGUGGGCAGGGGCUGCGAGAGGUAAGGUGAUGAAAGGGAAGGGGGGAUCAGCGAGUAAGGGACAAAGGCAGAGGGAGGAGGAGGAGGGGGGGGGAGAGGAUGGGGACGUGCAAAAGGAAAGGAGAGAUAUUGGUAGGAGGGGCGGGAAGGAGAAGCAAGUUGAGGGGGCAAAGGGGGCAGCGGUGCAGGGAGUGGGGAAGGGGACGGCGGGGGGAAUGGCUGGGCAGGUGAGGAAAAAGCUGAGCCGUGAAUUGAAAGGGCUUAUGCGAGCUGGACUGCUGAGAGGGUGGGGUGGUGGUGGCGUGGGGGGAGCAGAGAAUAGGAGGGGGUUAGAGGAGGAGCAGGAGGAGGAGGGGAAGGAGGUCGAGGAGGAGGAGAAGGAGGAGGAGGAGAGGGAGGAGGAGGAGGGGAGGGAGGGGAAUGAUGUUGAUGAGGAAGAGGAGGAAGGGGAGGUGCGUGCAGCAUCUCCUUCUGAGAGGGUGGUUAAGGGUGCUAGUGCCGCUGGCGGUGCUGCUGGUGGUAGGGUGGGUGGGAGCGGGUUGAAGAGGCGAAGAGGGGAGGUGGUGGGGUCGGCAGGGAGGAGGAGUAAGAGGCGAGUGGGCGUUGCUGGUGGUGGGGGCGAGGAGGAAGGAAAUGCCGUGGGAGGAGGCAGGUGGGGAGGUGGAGCGCGUGGGCGACCGAGGAGUGAGGAGCAGCAGGAGGAGGAGGAUUGGAGGAAGGAGGUGGAUGCGGUGCAGCAAGAGGAGGAUGUCGAGGAGGAGGAGGAGGAGGAGGAGGAGGAGGAGGAGGAGGAGGAGGAGGAGGAGGAGGAGGAGGAGGGAAGGAAGGCACCGGCCAGAGUUGCACCUCCUUCAGCACCUUUGCCUCAUCCCACUGCUGCUGCCGCGCCUCCCGCUGCUGCUGCUGCUGCCGCCGAGCCUCCUGCUGCUGCUGCUGCUGCUGCUGCCCGUCCUGCUGCCCCAGCUGCUGGUGGGCGGCGAGCAAGGCACAAGUGGACAGAAGAGGAGGAAGAAUUGCUGCUGGUACUCCUUCCGUGCAUUUGUACCGCACACUAUCUCCAUCUCUCCCCCUCGCUCACCCCUGUCUCCCGCUCUCUCCUUCGCUCACCCUCUCCCUCCCUUGCUCGCCCUCUCUCCUUCUCGCUCGCCCUCUCUUUCCCUCCCUCGCCCUCUUUCUCCCUCCCUCGCCCUCUCUCUCCUCCCUGCCCCCAUCAGGAGCUGAUGGAGAGGCACAGGGCUUCGGGGGCCAAGUGGAAGCUUAUCCUGCAGGACGGCCGGUACCGCUUCCACCCCUCGCGCACCGCAGUGGACCUCAAAGACAAGUGGCGCAAUCUGGUCAAGUACAAGUGCUUCUCGCCCUGA
This is a messenger RNA of Closterium sp. Naga37s-1, 3228 nucleotides long. Lineage: Eukaryota; Viridiplantae; Streptophyta; Zygnematophyceae; Desmidiales; Closteriaceae. The record is from the annotation of a GenBank genome assembly.